Messenger RNA from Rodentolepis nana, 618 nucleotides. NCBI's taxonomy places the organism in Eukaryota, Metazoa, Platyhelminthes, Cestoda, Cyclophyllidea, Hymenolepididae. The record is from the annotation of a GenBank genome assembly.
AAUUCUAUCUACCGUCUUGUACGUGAACCACCUAGAAACUCUGAUUCUACACUUCUCAGCUCUUCUGGGUGUAAUCACGUUAGUAGUGCUAAUGUCCAUUCUUAUGCAUAUGAACCUACCAGUGUUGCCGCUUCCACCUUUGAGCCCGUCUACUGGGAUCUUUCGGACAGAGAACCCACAGCUGCAACCACUGCAGUUGCUGCAUCUAUAAGUGCUACUGAUGCAUCUGUUGUUACAGCAGGGGGAAGCAAUAGCAAUGCUGACCAAGGUGUCAGCAACCGUGACGGCGGUGGUUUUGCGUCUUCAUUCGGUGGUUUAAGUCUUUCACCUUCUCGCGAAGGUGGCUUUAGUGACCGUCUGCCCGGCUCAAGCUUGCGACGAUCACGUGGGCAUUUCGGUGAUGAUGAUGGAAUACGCAGAGGUGUCGGAAUUCGAAGUGAUCGUAUAAAUCGUCGACGGGUUCGUCAUUGCACCAUUGCCUAUCGUGUUCGUCUUUUCCCUUUUUGGCAACGGCGCUUCCUAAUCAAAUUCGAUCGUCUUCAACUCUCUGCUCUCUUUGAUAGGUUAGCCACUGCAAGCCCGUUAUUACCAUUGUCUAUAUCGCCUCGCUUUAUCUAA